AAGGGAUGUUUUGCCGCGGCAGGUCCACAUGGCAGUACAAGAGAAGCACGGUUGCUGCAGGUUGCUGCAUCGACGUUCACACAUGCUUCUGCAAACCUCCGUUGUCGUUUCCUGUCGUGUGCGCUGUGCUGCGACGUGCAUGGCGGACCAUGCGAGGAAGUUGUCGCUGCUUUGUGUCCCCGUCCUCCUAUUGUUGCUCUUGACCAUACUGCACCUGUGGUCUUCGAGGCGUGYAAGGGUUGUGCCCCRCAAGCGGAAGCUGACGAGAUCGAGCAAGCAUCCGRYGUGUAAAGGAGGGAUGGGUGCCGGCGRCGACGGGGYGGACAUGUUCAUGUACGGGGUUACGGGGGGUGGCGGCGAGGGCUGUUUUCCAUCGGAUACACCACGUUACGAUCCAGCACUUUAUGCGCACCUGCCGCCGCAUCUUCAGCCCCUUCCCGACGAUGAGAAUUGGCAGCCGCCUCCAUCGACAUUCGACCUCGCGCACGGCUCCACACAGUCCAUAUCGGACAGUGGAGUGUGGGUGCGAGAUCAGCGGCCGAGGCAGGGGCCAAUGACGUCACUUCUGUUCGACGGAUUGCACCAGGGAAUGUGCCCACCCCUCGAUCUGCAGUUGUCUUCGGGGGGUCGCCCUGCCGCGUCACGAACACUUAUCAUCAAUCCCGCCAGCCGUUGGAGGGCGACGCGUCAGUCGGACAGUCGACUCGGCGGCCAGGUGCUGGGAGCUUGCAGCCAACAGCAGCGCCUGCAAACACCAACAUUCAUGCAGGGGCGGGGGAAGGGGAAGGCCAAGGAUGGGGGUGGCGAGAGCGGCGGGGGAAGGAUAAUAUGGAGUCUAGAUGACUCCGUCACCCUCGUCCGCUGCAAGAGGGAGCAAGACAAAACUCUUGCUGCGGUGGGCCAUAACUUUGCGAGGAUGAAGACGAAGCAGUGGAAAUGGACUGACAUCGCGAAGAGGAUGGAGGUGCUGGGAGUGACCCGUGAGUGGGAUGUGUGCAUGAAGAGAUGGGAGAAUAUGUUCUCGUGGUACAGGAAGGUGCAAUGGAGGGAGAAGGAGUCCGGGUUGCAGUUGUUCUUCACGCUAACGCCGAAAGAACGAGCCGAUAAAGGGUACAAGUUCCGGAUGGAUCGCCAACUUUACGAGGCACUCCAUGCCGGUCAGCACGGUAAUCAAACCAUCCACCCGCCGAAUGUGGUGGACACGGGGGCUUCUGAGCAGCUAGGUGCAAACAACGGCGGCACGGGCGAAACUUCGGCGAGUGAUAAUGGCAAUGGGGAGGCUGGGGAAGGCUGCGCGAGCAGGUCGUCAAGCGGGAUGAAGUUCACGAAAAGGAAAAAUGCAAGGCAACAGGCUUUCGAGGCGGUGACAGACGUCAUGUCCACUCACUCAACAGUCAUGGCCGAUUCAGUGGACAGGGCCAGCAAACGACAGUGCGACGUCCUUCAACGACAGUGCGAUAUCAUGGAGAGGGAGGUCAAAGUGCACGAGACACAGUGCGGCGUGAUGGAUGCUGGCCAGCGGAUGUUGUGUGGCGCUUUGUUAAAGAUCGCGGAGGCGUUGUCACGCCCGAGAGGCAACUCGCACGGAAGGGCAAUGGAAUUCGAUCAUCAUGUCAACCAUAAGGACUUCCGGUAUUGCGAAGCGGACGCCAAUGCAGUGACAUGUCUUGCGGUGGUCGUAGGGUCCGGAUUCGGUCGACGGGCGCUUCGCGAAGUCAUCAUGCACAUCACGAGGGUCGGAACGGCUGUGCUGACCAGGUUCGUUGGUGGAGUGGACGUGUCGGCGGAGACGGUGCGCAUGCUAAUUACUAAUUUCGCCAUGGAGUUCCGUGACCGCAUGCACCACCCGGCCACGUACACGGUGGUCCUUCAUGCGCCUUUCGAGCAGAGGGAAGACCUGCAUGGGGAUAUCGACAUUUUGAGGGAGGGUAUGUUUUGACAGACGUCGUCGUUUGCUCUCUUUCUGUUGGGGCGGACUACCGAUACUUGUCAUUCG
This is a messenger RNA of Chara braunii, 1996 nucleotides long. The record is from the annotation of a GenBank genome assembly. NCBI's taxonomy places the organism in Eukaryota, Viridiplantae, Streptophyta, Charophyceae, Charales, Characeae.